Messenger RNA from Paraglomus brasilianum, 2934 nucleotides. Lineage: Eukaryota; Fungi; Glomeromycota; Glomeromycetes; Paraglomerales; Paraglomeraceae. The record is from the annotation of a GenBank genome assembly.
AUGUCACUAAAAGAUCAAUUAGAAUCUGCCCUAAAAUUGCGCCAACAAAAAUCACUCCUGCGUUCGCUCACAACCUUUCCUUCAUCCUCUGCAGACUUUUCGUCCAACGACUUUUUAGGUCUAUCUGUAAACGCUGCUCUCCACUCUCUUUUUCUUCAUCAUAUAAACACAUUCCCCCGUCCACCUCUAGGUUCAACUGGAUCCAGAUUGCUAGAUGGAAACUCAACAUAUGCAGAUGAAUUGGAUAUAUUUUUAGCUGAUUUUCAUAAUGCUGAGAGCGCAUUGACAUUUACGUCUGGGUUCGACGCCAAUGUGGGAUUUUUUUCAUGCGUGCCUCAACGUGGGGAUGCGGUUAUAAUAGACGAAUAUGUGCAUGCUAGCGUGCAUGAUGGAAUCAGGGCUUCCAGAGCAAAUUUAGUAGUAAAAUUUAAACAUAACGAUUUAAUCGAUCUGAAGAAAAGAUUGGACGAGGUUGAGAGGAAUAUUGGGAAAGGGAAUAACAUUUUUGUGUCUGUUGAGAGCUUGUAUUCCAUGGAAGGUGAUAUUGCUCCAUUGACCGAGAUUGUUGAAAUAUUGGAUGGAUACAAUGCAUAUCUUAUAGUUGAUGAGGCGCAUGCAACAGGUGUAUUUGGACCACAAGGACGUGGACUAACCUCUGAGAUGGGAUUAGAGAAUAGAGUGUUUGCGCGUCUACAUACAUUUGGCAAGGCAUUGGCAAGCAAUGGAGCCGCAAUAGUGGGGCCUCGAUAUCUUUGCUCUUAUCUCGUCAAUUACGCCAGACCGCUUAUAUAUAGCACGUUUUUACCAUACUCGAGCCUUAUAAGCGUUAGAUGUGCUUAUGAAGUUAUGUCGGGCGGUCUCCGACGGCAUUUAAGAAAGUUGAUACACUUGUUUAGAUCGUCGCUUAGAAUUCCACCCGACAUGCUGCUGCCAUCAACGAGUCCCAUACAGGGAGUCAUCAUACCAGGAAACGACAAAGUGGUAGAAAUGUGCAAACUAAUACAAAGUGCGGGGUAUAACGUGAAGCCAAUUAGAUCACCAACGGUUCCAAAAGGGAGAGAGAGGAUAAGAAUAUGCAUUCACGCAAGCAAUACGGAAGAACAAAUUAAAGGACUCUUACGAGUUAUUGAAGACUGUGUUAACAAACACAUACUCUAUAGUGCGAACGUGACCAAUCUUCAAAGGCCAAAAUUUUGCUUCUCCCCAACCUGUCAUUAUCCCGCAUUGAGAUACCCGACGCAGAUACAUUUAUUACUUCGCGCCUUUCUCCCACGCUAUCUCUCGCGAAUGUCUCGAUCUACAUCCGUUUCAUCUGAUUCGUUAGAUACGUCCAAAUAUAAUAUCAUUUCCGAGGGCAAAGCAAAAAUACUUUUCCCAAAAGAUAAUGAGGUCUUUUAUAACAAUGUUCAGGAAUUUAAUAGAGACAUUUCGAUAGCUGUGAUUAAGACAUGGAGCGACAUAUUCUCGGAAGAAAAAGAAGUAAAAUUAAGGAAGAGACGCGGUGAAGGAAUCGAUAUACAGCCCUACAAAUUCACAGCUAUCGAAGCUUUGGCUGCUAGUGGACUUCGGUCAAUUCGUUACGCGAAAGAGAUACCGAACUUGCGUCAUAUUGUCGCAAAUGACCUCGAGUCUGAAGCAGUGAAUUCUAUUAAAAGGAAUUUAGAAUAUAAUGGAAUUAGUGAAGAUAUUGUUAGGCCUUGUCAAGCUGAUGCGAGCGCGAUGCUAUACCAACAUCGGACGCCCGAUCUUAGAUUUGACAUGAUUGAUGUUGACCCUUAUGGCACUUGUUCGCCGUUUCUUGAUGGUGCCGUGCAGGCAGUUGUAGAUGGAGGUUUACUCUGUAUUACGUCCACGGAUGUUGCUGUUCUUAGUGGAUCGACCUAUCCCGAGAAGUGCUUUUCUAAUUAUGGAGCAAUGCCAGUUAGAGGCGAAUUUAUGCACGAACAGGCUCUCCGGAUUCUACUCCACGCGAUAUCUACAUCAGCAUCUCGAUACCAAAGAUAUAUCCAACCACUGGUUUCUCUGAGCAUCGAUUUCUACGUUCGUGUAUUUCUACGCGUUUAUUCUUCUCCCAUUACUGUCAAGAAAGCUUGUUGCAAGACAUUACAAGCCUACACCUGUUCAGGAUGUAAAAGUUUUCAUACUCGCCCACUCGGCAGGAUGACCGAGAAGAACUCUUUUCUCUCAACGACUGGGCCUCCAGUUAAUUCUUCGUGUGAAUUUUGCGAUGGGAAAUUUCAUAUCGGUGGUCCAAUGUGGGGCGCAAACUUACAUGACCGGGAGUUUGUUAAAAGAUUACUAGAAGACGUUCGAAAUGCGACCACCGAUGAUUACAAGACACAUUCGAGGAUGUUAGGAAUGCUGACUUUGGUUUCCGAGGAAAUAGAUUUCCCAUUUUACUAUACACCAUCAGGACUAUCGGGAAUUAUACACUGCACAGUGCCACCAUUGAAAACCUUUUGUUCAGCUCUCUUAAAUGCCAACUAUCAAGUCUCUGCGUCACAUGCGCUAGCUGGAUCGGUGAAAACUAAUGCCCAACCUGGAGUUAUCUGGGACAUUAUGCGAGGAUGGGUCAAGCGCGAACCUGUUGUUCAAAAGAAUAUUACUGCAAACUCACCCUCAAAAAAAAUCCUAGCAGUGGAACCCACUCUUGAAGUAGAUUUCACUUAUAAUAAAGAGGCUGAGCCACCGUCAAGGAAGAUAAAACUUGUGAGAUAUCAGAUGAACCCCGAAAAAAAUUGGGGACCCAAACCACGCGCAGGUCAGAGGAAACGCAAAAUCAAAGAUAAGAAGGACGGCGAACAAGUAGUGAAAAAAGUAGCGUUGGAUGGGAAUAAGGAUGACGAAUCGGUAGCUACGGGGACAGUGUUAGAUGAGAAGGAUAAUGAACUGGUAGUGGAUAAGAAAGGGCAGUCGGAUGAAAUUACGACAUGA